AUGAAGGCGCUCAUCCUCGUCGGGGGCUUCGGGACCCGCCUCCGGCCUCUCACGCUCAGCUUCCCCAAGCCCCUCGUCGAUUUCGCCAACAAGCCCAUGAUUCUGCACCAGGUAGACAAACGGCUGCGGCUGCGCUUGAUAGAGAUUGUGUACUAUGGUGCUGUGAGCCAGAUUUCCCCUUCUUUUGUUGUCACAAAUGCAGAACAAGUUGUACAGAUUCGAGGAAAGAAAAAUUUAUUGAUUAAAACCUACCAAUUUGUGCAGAUUGAAGCCUUGAAAGAUGUUGGGGUUACAGAGGUUAUUUUAGCCAUCAACUACCGCCCAGAGGUCAUGAUUAAUUUCUUGAAGGAUUUUGAGGAUAAGCUUGGCAUCACAAUCACAUGCUCCCAGGAGACUGAACCCUUGGGAACUGCUGGUCCUCUUGCCCUGGCAAGGGACAAGCUUGUGGAUGGAUCUGGCGAGCCAUUCUUUGUCCUCAACAGUGAUGUCAUAAGUGAAUACCCAUUUGCUGAGCUCAUACAAUUUCACAAGAGCCAUGGCGGUGAGGCAACAAUUAUGGUCACUAAGGUGGAUGAACCUUCGAAAUAUGGUGUUGUGGUUACGGAGGACACAACUGGAGUUGUGGAAAGAUUUGUAGAGAAGCCAAAAAUAUUUGUAGGCAACAAGAUCAAUGCAGGAAUUUACCUGUUAAAUCCAUCUGUCCUGGACCGCAUCGAAUUGAAGCCAACUUCAAUUGAGAAAGAGGUCUUUCCUCGAAUUGCGGCUGAUCAAAAGCUGUACGCCAUGGUCCUUCCAGGCUUUUGGAUGGAUAUUGGUCAGCCAAGGGACUACAUCACUGGCUUGCGUCUUUAUCUAGAUUCACUCAGGAAGAAGUCAGCUGCCAAGCUGGCUGCCGGAGCACAUGUUGUUGGGAACGUCCUGGUGCACGAGAGCGCCAAGAUUGGGGAGGGUUGCCUGAUUGGUCCUGAUGUUGCUAUUGGACCUGGAUGCGUCGUGGAAGAUGGUGUGAGGCUCUCCCGAUGCACGGUGAUGCGUGGUGUACGCAUUAAGAAGCAUGCGUGCAUCUCAAACAGCAUUAUUGGCUGGCAUUCAACGGUCGGACAAUGGGCACGCAUAGAGAACAUGACUAUCCUGGGAGAAGACGUACAUGUAGGUGACGAGGUCUACAGCAAUGGCGGUGUUGUUCUCCCGCACAAGGAGAUCAAGUCAAGCAUCCUGAAGCCUGAGAUCGUCAUGUGA
Molecule: messenger RNA, 1239 nt
Organism: Triticum turgidum subsp. durum (durum wheat)
Lineage: Eukaryota; Viridiplantae; Streptophyta; Magnoliopsida; Poales; Poaceae
Source: the annotation of a GenBank genome assembly